Molecule: messenger RNA, 860 nt
Organism: Daucus carota subsp. sativus
Lineage: Eukaryota; Viridiplantae; Streptophyta; Magnoliopsida; Apiales; Apiaceae
Product: squamosa promoter-binding protein 1
Exons: 2
Coding region: 118-642 (174 amino acids)
Cellular component (GO): nucleus
Molecular function (GO): DNA binding
Source: RefSeq, a predicted model, not a curated record
UUGACUUGUCCCAGCUAUCUUCUUGAUCGCCAUCAUGUCUUUUUCACAUUACUUAUUAAACAUUUCUAUCCACCUGUUGAGUUCUCAGCUCAAUUCACAUAAAUUACUUGUAUUCUCAUGACUUCCAAGAUUCACAGCAAGCCUGCCGACAAUAAUAAUUUACCAUCGAUCACGCUUGCCUUUACGGAUGUUGAGGAAGGGGAGGAUGUUUCUAGUCUUGGUUUCGAGAAAGGGAGUUGUAGAAAGAAGGAAUCGGUGUUUUUAAAUGCUGCCUAUGGUAAUGUGGUGCCUCCGCGGUGUCAGGUGGAGAGUUGCUGUGUUGAUCUGUCGGAUGAGAAGUAUUAUCGCCGUCACAAAGUGUGUCAACUUCAUGCUAAGGCUCUUGUUGUUGGUCUUGCAGGAAAGCAGCAGCGGUUUUGUCAGCAAUGUAGCAGGUUUCACGAAUUGACGGAGUUUGACAAUGCAAAGAGGAGCUGUCGCAGACGCUUGGCAGGACAUAAUGAGCGACGUCGCAAAUGUUCAUCUGAAUCUCACAAAGAAGGGUCAAAUUCUCAGUUGAAGGAUGGACAUAGACAGGCUGAUGAAAGAGGAUCCGCUCUGUUAGAAAAACCAUCUUCUGAAAAAUAUCUUCGCAUAUGUUGACAGGAACACAUGCUUGCUCUCUUCUGUCACCCCAUGACAUAGCAUUCGGUUUCACUGUCAUAUUAGUUUUAUCAUCAGAUGAAUAGCGGGUUAGUUGAGCUUUUGUGUAUCUUGCAGCGUAUGUGCUUGUGGCAUUUAAGCUCUCUUCUUAACAAUAUUGCUACUAGUAAAAUGUAAGCUCUAUUCGGUUGGUAACUCGAUUAUAAUUUUCACCAACA